Molecule: messenger RNA, 2049 nt
Organism: Melanaphis sacchari
Lineage: Eukaryota; Metazoa; Arthropoda; Insecta; Hemiptera; Aphididae
Product: 52 kDa repressor of the inhibitor of the protein kinase-like
Exons: 2
Coding region: 1-2049 (682 amino acids)
Molecular function (GO): protein dimerization activity
Source: RefSeq, a predicted model, not a curated record
AUGAAGAGACAAGUGUCGAUUCAAAACUUUUUUGUUAAGAAACAGAAUGUCACUAAUAAUGAAAUUGAAAUUAGUAACAGGAACGUUUCAUCUGCCAUUGUUGACAUCGUCAAUAUCGUUAAUACUGACAAUUCUGGCAUAGAUAUGCCAGUAGCUAUCACGGACUGCAGUCCUAACCAAGAAGUAACGAUUAAUCGUUAUGACAUUGGGAAUUUUUCCAACGAAAGCUCCGUUCGUUCUUUAACUAACGAAGAACGACUUUCAUUUUUUGACAAUGUUUGGAAACCACAGUGUGAAUAUAAAUUUCCAAAAAUAUCAGAUCUAAAUCAUACUCGAACUUUUCAAAUGAAAUGGCUUGAAGAAUAUAAAUGGGGCCAUCGUGAUAGUGGACGAAUAGAUCUUAAAGAGCCAGAAAACAACGAUGGGAAUUUCAGGGCUUUGCUACGAUAUAGGGCUAAUAGUGGAGAUGAAUAUCUUAAAAACCAGCUGUUAAAUAGCGGUGGAAAGAGUAUGUAUACCAGCUCAGUAGUUCAGAACGAACUUAUUACUACGUUCGGACAUAUUAUACAAUCUAAAGUUUUGUCCAACGUAAAAAAGUCAUUGUUUUACUCUGUAUUAGCGGAUGAAACAACUGACAUCAGUCAAGUUGAGCAAUUUUCUCUGUGUUUACGGUAUGUUGACGAAGAUUCAUUUAAAAUUAGAGAAGAUUUUCUUAUGUUUGUUCCUGUACAUGAAGUUACAGGUUCAGCUUUAGCUAAAACGGUGUUGGAGACUUUAUCAAGUUUAGGUCUAGAUUUAAAUAAACUUAGAGGUCAAGGGUACGAUGGCGCAUCAGCCAUGCGAGGCCAAUUUAGAGGGGUGCAAGCUUGCAUUAAACAAAAACUACCGUUGGCCGUGUACACCCAUUGUUCUUCUCAUAAUUUAAACUUGUGCUUAUCAGAUGCAAGUAAAGUACCUUCUAUAAGAAACUGUAUGGGUAUUAUUAGUGAAGUGUAUGCAUUCUUUCACAUGUCAGCCCAAAGGACUGAAUUGCUCAAAUUAGCCAUUACUGAAUGUUGUCCUGAACAAAAAAAGAAGAAACUGAUAUCCCUUUGCGAAACACGGUGGGUCGAAAGACACGACUCAGUACUUUUCUUUAAAGAAAUACUGCAGCCAAUUAAUCUUGCUCUCUUAAAAAUCGAGGAAAAAAAUGUAAAAGCACAUGCUCUAAGCAAUUCUAUAAGUCAAUAUCAAUUUAUUGUUAAUAUUUUUGUUUUGAGCAACAUGCUUUCCUUGACACACAAUUUGUCUGAAAUACUGCAAAAGAAAAAUAUUGACCUUUCACAAGCUAUGAAAAGUGUGACAAAUAUUUUGGAGCUGCUGAAAAAACAAAGAUCAAAUGUAGAGGAUAAUUUCAAAGAACUGUACGUCCAAAUAAGAGAAUUUGCUAACAAAAAUGAUAUUAAAGAAGAAGUCCCAAGAACUUGUCGCCUUCAAGGAUCCCGUUGUAACGUACCUUACAACUCAGAAGAAGAGUACUAUCGGCGAGCAGUUUAUGUACCUUACCUUGACGAUUUUUGCAGUGCAUUGAAUGAACGUUUUGAAACCCAUAAGGAAUUAAUCUCAUCAUUGCAAUGCGUUCUUCCAGAAUUUUGCAUAAAAAGUGAGUUUUCAUCACUGGACUCUGCUUAUAAAUUUUAUUCAAAAGAUUUAUCUUUCAAAGAAAUCGUGCAGAGUGAAUUCAUGUUGUGGAAAGAGAAAUGGAUAAAAACAGAAGUUAUAAACCUGCCUAAAACAGCCAUUUGCUCUAUAGAAAGAUGUAACAAGAAUUUAUUUCCCAAUAUGUAUACCCUUUUAAAAUUGUUGGCAGUUCUGCCCGUUUCUGUUGCAACUGUCGAGAGGAGUUUUUCGACCUUACGAAGAUUAAAGACGUAUCUGAGAAAUACAACAUCUGAAACCAGAUUGAAUGGAUUGGCCUUGUUAUCCAUUCACAGAGACAUUUAUGUAAGUGAUGAGGAAGUUCUUAAUAAGUUUGCAAGUGUGCCGAGAAAUCUUGAUUUUGUCUUGUAA